AUGUCUUCUUCCUCCAACUUCUACCUAAUCGUCAUCCAGGCCAUCACUGCCACCGCCAUCGCUAGCUCUCUGCUCUACGCCGGUCAGCUCUACUCGGAAAUCACCGACUUGCAAACCGACAUCAUGUCCGAUAUGCAUGCCUUCCGUGGUAUCGCAAAUGACGCCUGGAACUCAAUGAUCGCGGUGAACGCUCCACAGAAUCGUGGUGCCUAUCCAGAUUUCGGAUCCCUCUUCGUUCGUGGAAAGCGUGCCGCCGGUGGAUCUUGCAACUGUGGAACUCAGCCAUCCAACUGCCCAGCGGGGCCACCAGGACCACCAGGAGUGCCAGGAGAUAACGGAGAUGAUGGAGCACCAGGACAAGCUGGACCAAACGGAGAGGAUGGAGCUGGCCAAGGAAAGUCCGCUCAACCAACCGAAUGUAUCACCUGCCCAGCGGGUGCACCAGGACCACAAGGACCAGACGGGCCAGCAGGAGCUCCUGGAGCUGACGGGCAACCCGGCUCCCCAGGAAACCCAGGACAAAACGGACAACCAGGUGCACCAGGAGCUCAAGGAGACUCCGGAGCCCCAGGAGCCGAUGGAAACGACGGAGCACCAGGACAACCAGGACAGAACGGACAACGUGGAAACGGAGCCGCCGGAGCGCCAGGACCACAAGGACCAGCCGGAGCGCCAGGAAACGCCGGACAGCCAGGACAAGACGGAGCGCCAGGAGCCGCUGGGUCGCCAGGAGUCGCCGGAGCACCAGGACAGCCAGGAGCCGCCGGAGAGGACGGAGCACCAGGAGACGAUGGAGCCAAUGGAGAGCCAGGAACCGACGCCGAGUACUGUCAGUGCCCACCAAGAACUGGAGCCAUCGAGGUGGAGCCAGCGGUGGAGAGCGAGUACAAGAGAAGAAAGUAUAGAUUCUCUAACUAG
This is a messenger RNA of Caenorhabditis remanei, 918 nucleotides long. RefSeq lists its product as uncharacterized. The transcript has a single exon. NCBI's taxonomy places the organism in Eukaryota, Metazoa, Nematoda, Chromadorea, Rhabditida, Rhabditidae. The record is from RefSeq and is a predicted model, not a curated record. Gene Ontology annotation, molecular function: structural constituent of cuticle. Bases 1 to 918 code for a protein of 305 amino acids.